Molecule: messenger RNA, 1488 nt
Organism: Debaryomyces hansenii CBS767
Lineage: Eukaryota; Fungi; Ascomycota; Pichiomycetes; Serinales; Debaryomycetaceae
Product: mitochondrial 37S ribosomal protein mS29
Exons: 1
Coding region: 1-1488 (495 amino acids)
Biological process (GO): mitochondrial translation
Cellular component (GO): mitochondrial small ribosomal subunit
Molecular function (GO): structural constituent of ribosome
Source: RefSeq, a predicted model, not a curated record
AUGUUAAAAUUGUCAUUUGAUACGUUGUCUAGGACAGCAAGUAAACAGGUUCCAACAAAUGUGAUAAGAUCAUUUAGUGGGUCUGCGUAUGUGUUUGCAAAGGCAGCACCAAAGCUGAAAGAUGGUAAGAAGAAGGCUAAACAAGGGUUCAAGAAUAAAGGGCCGGAAUCUAAGACCGCAAAGGUAAAGAAGGGUGGUAUGACGCAUUUGAAAUUUAAGGAUGCUGUUCGUUCAUUGAAGUUUGAAAAGUCAGCUACCGAUUUCUCACAAUUGAAUAUUAAAGACAUAUCGUACGAGUCAUUGAAAUCGAUCACAUCCACAGUUGUCAAGUAUGACGAUUAUACGGAAAAGGUGUUACAGGAUCUUGAUUCGUUUAAGAAGUAUCAGUAUCAUGAAUUGUUCAGCAAGCCUGUUUCCAUGGUGUCUGACAAUACCAUGAAGCUCGACGAGCAAUUUAUAUCAAAGUUGGAAUCUCCUAGUAAAGACAACAGAUUAUGCUUAUUAGGUGAAAAGGGUGUAGGGAAGUCUGUGUUACUUUCUCAGGCUAAGGCGUUGGCCAUUUCUAAAUACAACAAGGAUGUUAUCCUUUUACAUUUGGACCACCCACAGAAAAUUGUCGAAGGUUCCAGUGACUAUGUUUACAACAAAAGGAUAGAGAAGUACCAACAACCAAUGUUUACUAAGAGAUGGGUCAAGAAGUUGCGUGCUUCUAACGAAGAGAUUUUCAAGAAAUUACCAUUGACGAGAGAUAUUUCUUUCACCGCUAAGAAGAAGGAAUACGACUUAAAGAAGGACGAAAAUACUUUGUAUGAAUUCCUCUUGUAUAACCAUGAUUUUGGUAAAGUGGGUCCAACCUCAGCAUUCAACUUUUUAAUCGAAGAAAUCAUGCAUCAUUCCGAGAAGGUUCCUGUCCUUGUUUCAAUUGAUGAUUUCAACACAUUAACUGGUGAAACAUUAACUAAGUACCGUCACCCAGACUUUGAGCCAAUUCAUUUCACCGAGUUCGAAAUGGGUAGUUUUAUAUUGAAAUUGGCCAGCGGUGAAUUGAGUUUUGCCAAGGGUGGUGUCUUAUUAGCUGAAUCAAAGGACAUUUCCUACGGCCACACCUUACCAGUUGGUUUAGGUCUCGAACAGUACGAUCCAUACUACAAGCAGCACCAAUGUGACUUUGAAGUUGCCAACAGCUUAUUGCUGAAUGGUGGUGUAUCCUCUAUGACCGUGGAAAACCUCACUAAGAAUCAAUGCAGAGAACUCUACAACUUUUGGGAUGCCACUGGUGUUUUAAGGGUCAGAGAAUAUCCUUCCAAUGAAGACUAUAAGACAUCUGAACAAAUUGCAGAUGAACAAGCUGCUAAGAGAUCUGGAGAGGAAGAAGAAAAAUACAUUUACGACCCAGAAGAACAAUUUGAAAAAUUAGUUCAAAAUAACUUCACAAUUUCUUCAGGUAACCCAGGCCACUUGAUUAAAACCACCACUUUAUCAUAUUAG